ACCUGUAUUAGAUAAGCCUUACGUUUUAUCAUUCAAUGAAAUUAAACAAGCGGCUGAAAGAAUUGAAAACGGUAUAAUUCAUACACCUCUUUGCGAAGCAAAAAUUUGCAAAUUUAUGGACUACAAUAUCUAUUUAAAAUGUGAUAACCUGCAAUACACGGGAAGCUGUGCAGAACGUGGAAUUCGAAAUGCUUUUGUUGCACAAAAUGAAGAAAUGAGAGAAAGAGGAGUUAUUGUCCCGUCGAAUGGUAAUAUGGCGUUGGCAGCUGCCUAUCAUGGUGGAACGUUAGGAAUACCGGUAACUGUUGUAUUACCUGAGCAUUGCCCACCAUCGCAAUCACAACGUUGUGCUGAGCUGGGCGCAGAUGUAGUGAUGCUUGGUGAAACGUUUGAAGAUACUGUAAAUUAUGCUAAGAAAGCUAAUCGUGAAGAACGUCAAAUAAUACUAAGGUCAGAUGAUCCAUUAGUGAUGGCGGGGCUAGGUACAUUAGGCGUGGAAAUCAUCACGCAGCUUCCGGAAACAGACGCCGUCAUUGUGCCGGUCGCUACCGGCGCUUUGCUCGCUGCUACACUUGUUGCCUGCAAGAAGCUUAAGUGCACUUGUCUUAUUUAUGGUGCAGAGUGCUCAAAAGUACCAAAGAUGAUGAAAGCCCUACAAGCAGGACAGCCGGUGCCAGUACCGGUGGUACCAAAUCUUGCACAGGGUUUGAACGCUUCCAUCGUUGGAGAUAAUGCUUUUGCUACUAUCAAAGGAAGAUUAGAUAGAAUGUUGGUGGUGGAUGAAGCAUAUAUUGCUCGGGCUGUGAUAAGUCUCCUUGAACGUGAGCGACUUGUAGCUGACGGUGCUGGGGUUUGUGCAUUAGCAGCAGUUAUGCAGGGGCUCGUGCCAGAGUUAAGAGGAAAACGUGCAGUAUGUAUAAUCAGCGGCGGUAAUAUAGACUCAGGAAAAUUAUCACGCACGAUUCAACGAGGGCUCGGUGUGAGCGGUAGGAUGAUGCGCUUCGCGGUAGCGCUUCCUGACCACUGCCGAGGCUUGGAGGUGCUCGCUAAGACGAUUGCUGAGGAGCGCGCUGUGCUAAAGAGUUUGGUCACUGAACAAAUGUGGGUUCAUACCGAUGUCGGGAUUACUUGGGCUAAUGUAGUUGUUGAGACUGCAAAUGAAGAACAUGCUACUAUCUUUAAGGAUCGCCUGCGCGAUCUCUAUCCUACAAUUAGAUUUGCUAUGGUAGAUAUUGAUGAUAAGCACAAAGCUGGAUUACGAUGAAAUUAAAAUUAUAUUUGAACA
This is a messenger RNA of Vanessa tameamea, 1285 nucleotides long. RefSeq names its product L-threonine ammonia-lyase-like. Gene Ontology annotation, molecular function: L-serine ammonia-lyase activity; threonine deaminase activity. The record is from RefSeq and is a predicted model, not a curated record. Bases 116 to 1264 code for a protein of 382 amino acids. The transcript is spliced from 9 exons. Gene Ontology annotation, biological process: L-serine catabolic process; L-threonine catabolic process. NCBI's taxonomy places the organism in Eukaryota, Metazoa, Arthropoda, Insecta, Lepidoptera, Nymphalidae.